Messenger RNA from Chaetomium strumarium, 1689 nucleotides. RefSeq names its product Peroxin-3. The record is from RefSeq and is a predicted model, not a curated record. The coding region runs from base 1 to 1689 and encodes 562 amino acids. Gene Ontology annotation, cellular component: peroxisomal membrane. The transcript is spliced from 3 exons. Gene Ontology annotation, biological process: protein import into peroxisome membrane. Lineage: Eukaryota; Fungi; Ascomycota; Sordariomycetes; Sordariales; Chaetomiaceae. Gene Ontology annotation, molecular function: protein-macromolecule adaptor activity.
AUGCUCGCAGCAACGCGACGAUGGUUCAGGCGCAACCGCACACCCAUUGCCAUCGGCUUGGGCGUUAUCGGCGCCGGUUAUGUCGCGACAAGCUAUGUCCUGGGCAAGCUGCGCGAUGCACGCGAGCGCAUGAGCAGCGAUCGCAUCGCCAAGGAGAAUUUGCGUCGCCGCUUCGAGCAGAACCAGGAGGACUGCACCUUCACCGUCCUCGCUCUCCUCCCCACCGCGACCAACAACAUCCUCGAGGCUAUGGACACGGAGAAGAUCUCCCUUGAGAUUCAACAGAUAAAGGGCUCGGCAGCAGCUAGGACUCGCAGCAUCGGGUCCACCAGCCCACCCACCGUGUCCGAGGCAAACGCGACUGACGACGACGGCCGCAGCAUCAUCACGGUGAGCGCCCAGAGCGAAGCCGGCGUGCACACGACACAGCUCUCGGUGGCAACGCCGCCAUCCGCUACGGGCCCGGACAGCGGGACUCUGGGAGGGCCGCAAGGGACACUCUCAACACCGCCAAAGCCACGGAAGACUAAGCGGCAGCUCUGGGGUGACCUGACAAUAAGCUCAAUCACAAGAGCAUACACACUGCUCUACACUCUCGGCCUUCUUACCAUGCUCACCAGAGUACAGCUCAACCUGCUUGGGCGUCGGAGCUACCUCUCCAGCGUCGUCUCUCUUGCGACGGGCGGCGCCCCAGGAACCAUCAGCCUCGAGAACAACGACGACGACAGCCCCGAGCAAGCCUACGGCACGGACUUCGACGUCAACCGCAAGUACCUUACCUUCAGCUGGUGGCUGCUCAACCGCGGCUGGGUCGACGUCAUGCACCGGGUCGAGCAUGCCGUGCGGCAGGUCUUCGGACACCUCAGCCCGCGCGACACGCUGACGCUCGACACCUUCUCCAAGCUCACGUGCGACGUGCGCAGCCUGGUCGAGGGCAACAACUCCGCCUGGCUCCCCUUCCUCCUACCGCCACCGGACAUGGAGGAAUUCGUCCUCCGCGAGUCGGGUGUCCUCGACUCCGACCCGUCGGGAAACCCAACGGACGCAACAACACCACACACUACAGCCCCUUCAUCACCAACCUCGGCCGCCUCCCUUCGUCGCCUGCUGGACGAAACCUCGGACCUGAUAGAGUCCCCCGCCUUCUCGCACGUGCUCACCCAGCUCCUCGACGCCGGCUUCUCCCUCCUCCUCGACCAGAAGCUCGUCCAGGGGGUGCUCGACACGCCAGCAGCCGCCAGCCUCGACCCACUGGGCGGCAGCACGCUGAGCAGCAGCCGCGCGGUCCCCCUGCCCAAGGUCCUCAGCGUGCUGGCCCGCCAGGCGCACGCCAUCGGCAACGGCAUGCCCAACGAAUACCUGCAGGCGAUGGAGUCGGUGCGCGACCUGGAAGGGUUCGCCGCCGUGGUGUACUCGAGUAACUGGCAGGCCGAGAUCGUGGGGGAUGAUGAUGACGUCGCAGGAGGAGGAGGAGGAGGGAGAAGCGAGGGGAAACAGGAGCUGGGCCAGCAGCAACAGCAACAGCGACAGCAGCAGGGUGAAGAGGAGGGGCAGAGACAAAGACAGGGAGGGGACGUGGUGCAGGAGAGUAUGGUCAUGGUAGAUAUACCACCGCGUGCUGAGGAAAAUAAUGAUCCCCAGGCAAGUCUGUUUGAUAGUGUUUGGGAGAAGGCGAGUGCUGGGAAGUGA